Messenger RNA from Magallana angulata, 2543 nucleotides. Its product is annotated as bifunctional 3'-phosphoadenosine 5'-phosphosulfate synthase-like. NCBI's taxonomy places the organism in Eukaryota, Metazoa, Mollusca, Bivalvia, Ostreida, Ostreidae. Gene Ontology annotation, biological process: 3'-phosphoadenosine 5'-phosphosulfate biosynthetic process; sulfate assimilation. The record is from RefSeq and is a predicted model, not a curated record. The transcript has 12 exons. The coding region runs from base 137 to 1972 and encodes 611 amino acids. Gene Ontology annotation, molecular function: ATP binding; adenylylsulfate kinase activity; sulfate adenylyltransferase (ATP) activity.
UGAGGUCAGGGUUCAUUCACAGAACCUGACAGGCCCGUAGUGUUUUUUCACUUGACAGCCUAUAUUAUAGUGUGUUAAGUUGUAUGCGUGGCAUUUCACUGAAAUCCUUAGUGCAGUACCGUCUACUUCUGAUCAAAUGUCGGAAAAACUUAUCUCUCGAAGUGCAAUACAGAGGGCGACCAAUGUGGCCUUCCAGAAGCACCAUGUGACCCGGGACAAGCGAGGGAAGGUCCUGGGAGCUAAGGGGGGGUUCCGGGGCUGUACCAUUUGGCUGACCGGUCUCUCAGGGGCCGGGAAGACAACCAUUUCCUUCGCCCUGGAAGAGUACUUGGUCAGCCAGGGAAUCCCUGCUUACAGUCUGGAUGGGGACAACAUCCGUACAGGGCUGAACAAGAACCUGGGGUUCACUCCCGAGGACCGCGAGGAGAACAUCCGACGUAUUUCUGAAGUUUCCAAGCUGUUUGCUGAUGGGGGUAUUGUCUGCAUCACUGCUUUCAUCAGUCCAUUCAAAAAGGAUCGUGAGCGAGCCCGGGAACUCCACGAGGCUGCUGGUCUGAAGUUCGUGGAGUGCUUUGUGGACACGCCCAUCGAGAUUUGUGAGGAACGAGAUGUCAAGGGAUUGUAUAAGAAGGCCAGAGCUGGAGAAAUCAAAGGAUUUACGGGAGUGGACCAGGCCUACGAGGCCCCUGAUGAUCCGGAGGUCCUGCUGAAGGCUGGCAAGGACACUGUGGACGAGUGUGUCCAGGACAUUAUCACCCACCUAGUGGACAUUGAGGUGGUACCGAGUGGGGCUGUACGCAAUGUGAGGGAGUUGUUUGUACCGGAGAACCGCAUUGAGGCCACCAAGGCGGAGGCUGAGCAACUUCCGGCCCUCAACAUUAACAAGCUUGACACAGAGUGGACCCAGGUUCUGUCUGAGGGGUGGGCCACACCCCUCAGUGGGUUUAUGAGGGAGAGAGAGUACUUACAAUGUCAACACUUUGGAUGUCUGUUAGAUGGUGGGGUCACCAACCAGUCGAUCCCCAUUGUCCUGCCGGUCUGUACCGAGGAUAAGGAACGGCUGGACGGCUGUGCUGCCCUCACCCUCAAGUACGAGAACAAGAGCAUAGCCAUCCUACGGAAUCCCGAGUUCUAUCCGCACAACAAGGAGGAGCGAUGCUGUCGACAGUUCGGCACCAGUAACAGAGGUCAUCCCUAUGUCAAGAUGAUAUAUGAAAGUGGGGACUGGUUGGUAGGAGGUGAUUUAGCAGUGAUAGAGAGAAUAAAAUGGAAUGAUGGACUGGAUGAAUACAGACUGACACCAAUGGAACUACGAAGCAAGUUUAGAGAAUUGAGAGCUGAUGCCGUUUUUGCUUUCCAACUACGCAAUCCUAUACACAAUGGGCAUGCACUGCUGAUGGCUGACACAAAGCGCAGACUGUUGGACAAGGGCUACAGUAAACCAGUAUUACUGCUCCACCCCCUAGGUGGGUGGACGAAGGAUGACGACGUACCGCUCCCAACUCGUAUGAAGCAGCACCAGGCAAUCCUAGAGGAGAAGGUCCUAGACCCCGACUCCACCGUUCUAGCUAUCUUCCCAUCCCCCAUGAUGUACGCAGGACCUACAGAGGUACAGUGGCAUGCCAAGGCCAGGAUGUCAACAGGGGCCAACUUCUACAUUGUGGGUCGUGACCCUGCGGGAAUGCCACAUCCGGAUGGUACCAGGGACUUAUUUGAUCACACACAUGGGGCGAAGGUUUUGACCAUGGCUCCAGGGCUAACCCAGUUAGAAAUCGUACCCUUCCGAGUAGCUGCAUACAACACUAAAUUGAGGCAAAUGGACUUCUACAAUCCAGAGCGCAAGGAAGACUACGACUUUAUAUCUGGAACACGCAUGCGUAAACUGGCGCGGGAGGGACAGAAUCCCCCAGACGGAUUCAUGGCCCCUAGAGCCUGGAAGGUCCUGGCAGAGUAUUACCAAUCCCUAAAAUAGUAACAGGAAGUGACAUCACAGACCAGUGGACCUGAUCAGAGGAGGACUGUUUCUUAUUUAUUUAUUUUUUUCAACUUUUAAGGACCAAGUUUAAACUUUUUAAAGGCAUUUUUUCAUAAACAUUUUGAACAAACUGCUGUUAAUGGCUGAGGACCAAUUUACAAACUCUGUUAUACUUCAGAUAGUUUAUACAUAAGAAAAUUUAAAACUAAUUUACUGUUUAUUGAUAUCACUGUUUUUGAAAUCAGUUGAGGUUUGUUUAUUUGACGUAUAUUUUAGUUCGUAUAUUUACAUUUUUACUAUAUUUUGUUAUUUGUUGAGAAUUUACAUCUACAAAUAUGUGUCUCCAUUAUAUGUUAUGUCACACAUCUCUACCUGUUUUGUAAGUGUCUUUACCUGGGGUGUCACCUGCUUCACCUGUUGUUUUACCUGUAGACAGGUGAGGUGCUGUAAUUGUGCAGCUGCUGUUCUGGUCCAUUGAUUUGUGUCACUUUGAAAUUAGUGGGAGUAGAAAAAUAAACGGAUUAAAUUUGAGGGAGCCAAAGGGAUUAAAGAACUUAAUAUAUACUAA